UGAAUAUAGUGCAGGGUAACAGCUGUGAUACACGACUAUUAAAAAAGUGAAUAUAGUGCAGAAGAGACUGUUUAAAAUGAAUAUAGUGCAUUAUUAUCUGUCCUGUAGUAGACCGUCCUCCUUUGUCCCUUACAGUCUGUUAUCAGUAAGGGUAUUUUUCACAACCUAGCAAAAGAAACAUUCUACUUAAUUGAUUAUAACACAUUUGUCUAGCAAUGGUAAAUUACUUAUUAACCAAUAAUAGAACCAGUAUUUACAACUCAUUAACUCUUUAUAAAGGAGGCAUUUUUAGAUUGGCACUUUCAUGUAAGCCUAAUAUUUGUAUUUAGUUUUUUUUCCCUGAAUAAUGAUAAAAUAAAAAAGUAAUUAAAUAUUUAUCUAAGUAUUUGUAUUCUGUUAAUCUCAAUACAGAAAUCCAGUUUUAAUUUAAUUUCAUUUAAUUACAUUAAAAUUGGAAUAUUAUUGCAAGUGUUUAGAGGAAUCAGAGGGGGAAAAAAACUGCUCUCCUCUUGACCGAGGACAGCCGAGCAUCUCCGGGAACAGCCGAAGCAUGGAAACGAGACUCCCGUUUAUUGUGUUGUACUUCCUGGUCCAAUUAUAACACUGUGCUGUAUUCCUCCAUGAAGCACAGCCGCUCUGCCUCCCCUUCACUUGCGUCCUAACGACGGAUGGGAGCAGCGGAAAACAGCGGAUGUAGCUUCACUAUUAUAUUAUUGAUGUUUGCAGACAUCCGCAGGAAACCCGUGUUGCCAGAUUGUGGCCGAUUUAGACGCAACUCUCGUUUGGAAAUUACAUUUUCUUUUGUCUGCGCAGCUGGCAUCAACAUUUUGAUAAGUAAACACGCUGGCCUGCAUGCGCUCUUAUGAUUAGAGGCGAGGUUGAGAUUUCUAUCUCAGAUUGUCCUCGAUUGCAAGUUUGAUUUUUUUUACUUUUCUAGCAGAGGAACUGUGGGCUCCAAAUGGCGUCAGUCUCGAAGGUGUCUAUUCUGGAUUACUUUAAUAUUGUGUUUGAAGGUGAAAAUGGCAAAAUCGAGUCCAACUGCAAGGCUUGUGGCACCAGGAUCCAGGCAAAGAGGAGUGUCACGUCCAACUUCGUAACGCAUCUCAAGCGGAAGCACCAGGCUAUGUAUGAUGACUUUGUGAAAAGGAAGGAUAUGAAGAGAGAGGGUUACUCCUCUGGCUCCCUGCACACUUUCACCACAAAUGGAGGGAAUACCCGCUACACCCAACCCAUCAGUCCUCGAGUGGGAGGUGGAGGAGGUGUUGGAGGAAUGGGAGCUCUUGAGGGAGGAGUAGGUGGAGGAUCUGGAGGAGGGGUGACCAAGUUUGACAGACAUGACCCACGUCAGGUUCUGAUCUCCGAGGCCAUAGCUAAGAUGAUAGUGCGUGAUCUGCAGCCGGUGUCCAUAGUGGAAAAUCAAGGCUUCAGAGAGCUGCUUCAGCUCCUGGAGCCACGUUACACCCCUGAGCCCCAGCACUACAUCCAGAGCCAGCUGCUCCCAGCCUACGCCUACCAGGCCCAGCUAGCAACCCGUCAGGCCCUGGCAUCAGCGCAGGCCCUCAGUCUCAGCCUGGAUCUCUGGAGGGGCUUAACUGGAGCCACUUCAGGGUACCUCGGUGUCACCUGUCAUUUUCUGACAUCUGAUUGGCAGAUGCGUUCAGCUCUCCUGGCGUGCCUUCCCCUGACUGGAGGCAGCUCUGGGAAUCGCGUGCUUUCAGAUUUUGAUGAAGUAUGUCACUCUCACGGCGUGUCCGGGAGAGCGUUUCGUGUAGUUGCGGACCCUUUCCUAGCAGCUGCAACAACAACAACAGUAAAGCCGUGUUGUCUUCCCGGUUUCCUGGUUUCACCUCCUUUUGCUAACGGGCAGGACGAAGAAGAAGAAGUGGGCAAUGGUAACAAUGUGGAGGAAAGGAUCAAGAAUGGCCAUGGUGAGGAAGGAGAGUGGGAGGACUCAUGGGAGCAGGGUCUCGGUGUUUGUCGAGUGGACUGUUUCUCCCGCUCUCUUGAACAGUGCGUCAGAGAGGGGUUACGCUCCUGUCCACAGGUCACCUCCACAUUGGCCAAGGCUGCCUGUUUCUACAACUACAUUACCUCUGCUGUCCCACCGGAGAAACUCAGCCAGGUGUUUGAUGGUCCUGGGUUGAGCCUGGGGGCACCAGGAAAUACCCCUCCUGCAGCAAGAGACUGGGCUGCUCAGCUUAAGGUGCUGCGGCGGCUGCUGGACUCAGUGGAAUUCCUGGAGGAGGUAAGUGGUCCGGGGGAGCUGGCGCUGGGUGGUUCAGAGAGAGCCCUGCUGAGGGAACUCACUGACACUUUGGAGCCCUUCACCGAGGCCUGGGACAUGGUGCAAGGGGACAGACAGGCAGACCUGCAGACAGACAGACACGUGUCCAUCAGCCUGGCUCUGCCGUGCGUGCUGGGCCUUCGUAAGCAUCUCUCCGAGACGUCGACCCCCCACUGUCCCUCUCUCCUGGCGGGCCUCAGCCAGGCCGUAGAGCGUCGUCUGGCCCCGGUCCUGGAGGACCCUCUCUACAUCACUGCCACCACCCUGGACCCCCAGUUCAAGCUCACUUGGAGCAGCAACCCUGACUGGCACAGACAAGUUCUCAUAGAGGAGUUGUCCAAACAUUCCUCCACAGCCUCCAGCCCCAUAGACUCCAACACAGACCUUCAUCCUCAUUCCCAGACCCCUCCCGCCCCAGCUCCAUCACCGAUCUCCUCGCUUUCCCGGCCCUGUAAGCUGUUCUCUUUCAUCAAGCAGAGACCCACGACGCAGGCCAAGAGCCUGGAGCAGGAGUUGGCCGUCUACCUACGAGAGGAACCAACGGACGAGGAGGCUUUGCAUUACUGGCGGCGUAAAGCGAUUGACUUUCCUCUGCUUGCCCAAGUGGCCAAGAGGGCGUUUACCAUACCUGCUUGUGGCACCGUAGUGGAGAGCAUUUUCACCGCUGCCGGGCGCGGUCUGCGGCCAGAGAGAGGCCGCGUCUUACCAAAGAACCUGGAGACGCUCAUCUACCUCAAAGCAAACUACAUAUUAUUAUGGACUUAAAAGCUAGGAGUCACGCAUUUCUUUUACCUAAAUAGCAACUGAAGGCUUUAUACCUGCAGUAAAGUUACUUCUUGGUUCCUAACCUCUCUUUUCUCUCUGAGGAAACUGAGCUAGCAACAUAACAUAGUCCUCAUACUACACAUCAUUUUGACGUUAGAUGAAAUGAAUUACAGAGGCUCCGUUUCCAGACUGCAGUAGGUGUGGAUUGCUGUCUGUUUACCAUGUAGCCUGCAUACGGACUAUCAUACCACAGCUAUGGACCGAGGGGACUAGCAGCAGAUCAAUACUAAAGCAUUUACUUUGACAUUAUUUUGCCAGGUCCAGGGUCUUCAGACAACCGCAAGACCACAAAGCCCCCACUCUCUAUCCUCCCAACCCCCAAACACAGCUUGUGCACUGACAUACCAACAAUAACCAAAUUGUCCAUUACUGCAUACUGUAGCAUUUGAUUUACUUUCACUGAUAUACAAUAACCCUAGAGGUUGCAUAAUCCACUGUUCUCUCUCUGUAUGUAUGCCUCAUCACUGGGACAUCAUAAUAAACAAGUUUAACUUCCUAACGCAGAGGUGCGUGCAGUUUGCAGAUGUGAGUGCACUCAUGCAUGCAUGCGUCACACCUUUUUUUUUUUUUGCCAAUGGGGAAAAGCUGAAAUCUGUUUAAUAUAUCUAAUAUUUGGACUCUAAGUCAUUUACAUUUUUCUCUGCCAGUCCUUUAUAACUCAGAGUCAGAGUGGAGGUCAAUUACAUUUUCGUUAUCAGCACUUUUUUUUUUGCUUUUUCAAUCAUUGUCCAAUUCUACUUUAGAACUUUUACGAAUUAAUAUUGGUUUGUACCCUGCUUCUGCUCCUGAAAACUAGCAGAAGAUGUGUGGAAGAUGUGGCACAACAUUGGCUUUUGCUUUGUCUGACCUCGCUGAAAUAUUUCGCUUCGAAGGGGAAACUGUGAACGUCGCAGUGUGUGUGUGUGUUUGCCUUAACGCAGGGACUCUGUUACUCUUGGCUGGGCCAGUGGGGAGCCAGGCCGGGUAAUUGUAUGUAAUUCCAUUACAGUUAAAUUUGAGUCAGCAGGCAGUCAGCAGUCACAUCCUACGCGGCCCUUUUCUCAAAGCCAGCUAAGCUUUAAAAAAAAAACCUUAUUAUUAAAGUGCUUAGAAAUAAAUGGCAGGAAAGGAAAUGCAGCUACUGCUCUUUAAUGCUACAUCAGAAGGCAUCAAUCAAUCUGAUGACUGACUGUGAAGGAAUUGCAAUAGAUGGUGAUUAUAACGACCGUCACAAGGAUUACAUCUCUUUUUCACUGCAAAAUGGCUUCAUCCCAGCGUUACUGUUUUUGUUGUAGCUGAAAACCACUUCAGAGAAAGUGUGUUAAUCUGUGUUAGAUACAAUGAGAUUCCCCUCCAUAGAUCAUAAUUAUCAAAGAUUGCUGUGAUCUUAAUGAUUAUCACCGCAGGACCUCUCUGUGGAUUUAGAUGUGUUGCUAGAUAUCCGUGUGGAUGUGUCGGCUUGUUUGGCUCUGAAAAGUGUUUUUUCUGCUCAUCCCCAUGGGUGUGUUGUUGUUUUGUGAGUGUAUGUGGAGCAGCUUGAAGUGUCUCUCUCUCUCCCUCUCUCCCUACCUCCCUCGCCCCCGGCUGUGACAGCUCAUCCAUUCGAGUUAGUCGAGCAGGCUGGGCUGCGGUCUUAUUGGUAAUUGCCUCUGAAAUGAAUUACUUGGCAGAGAGUGAGACUGAAGGAGGAAAGGAAAUUGUAAUUGAACUGCCCCGCUCCCGCCCACCCCUCUCCCUCAUGCCUCAAGUUAUUACAUCUGCAGUGCAGAAAGCCAUUUUCUGUCUACACAUGGACGCAAAAAAACACACACACACUCACAAAACCAAUUUUCCCCCUCCCACACGCAAUGGCCCCAGCAGAGGGCCA
Sebastes umbrosus (honeycomb rockfish) is the source of this 4955-nucleotide messenger RNA. RefSeq names its product zinc finger BED domain-containing protein 4. The record is from RefSeq and is a predicted model, not a curated record. NCBI's taxonomy places the organism in Eukaryota, Metazoa, Chordata, Actinopteri, Perciformes, Sebastidae. The coding region runs from base 959 to 3049 and encodes 696 amino acids. Gene Ontology annotation, molecular function: protein dimerization activity. The transcript has 5 exons.